GCUUCAACCCUGCUGAGCAGGAAGAGAAACUCUUCAAACCCUGGCUGUUGCUGAGAGGAGAGGAUGGCUCAGAGAGGAGCUCAGCUGGAUUCAGACAAGUUCUCUUGCUCCAUCUGUCUGGAUCUCCUGAAGGAUCCGCUGACGGUUCCCUGUGGACACAGCUACUGCAGCAGCUGUAUUAAAGAACACUGGAAUGAAGAGAAGAUCAAGGGAAUCUACAGCUGCCCUCAGUGCAGGAAGAGGUUCACACAGAGACCUGACCUGGAGAAGAACCUCCUGUUAGCAGAGUUGGUGGAGGAUCUGAAGAAGACUGAACUCCAAGCUGCUGCAGCUGAUCUCUGCUCCGCUGGACCUGAAGAUGUGUCCUGUGAUGUUUGCUCUGGGGGGAAGCUGAAAGCCGUCAAGUCCUGUCUGGUCUGUGUGGCGUCUUUCUGUGAGGAACACCUCCAACCUCACUACAAAGCAGCUCCACUGAAGAAGCACCAGCUGGUGGAGCCCUCCAAGAAGCUCCAGGAGAAGAUCUGCUCUCUUCACGAUGAGGUGAUGAAGAUUUUCUGUCGCACCGAUCAGCAGAGUAUCUGUUACCUCUGCACCAUGGACCAACACAGAGGCCAUGAAACAGUCCCAGCUGCAGCAGAGAGGAGGCAGAAGCAGAAGGAGCUGGAGGAGAGUCGACUAAACAUCCAGCAGAGAAUCCAGGAGCGAGAGAAAGAGGUGAAGCUGGCUCAGCAGGAGAUCGCUGAGCUGAAGAGGAAAGACGUCCAGCUGGAGCAGCUGGCUCACACAGAGGACCACACCCAGUUUCUGCUCAGCUACCCCUCAGUGUCAGCACUCAGUGAGCCCACACACUCCUCCAGCAUCCAGACUGCUCCUCUCAGAUACUUUGAGGAUGUGGCAGCAGCUGUGUCAGAGAGCAGAGACACAGGGACUAAAACCUCAGUGAGAACCGCUGAAGAGGAGCUUUUACUGCUUCAACCACAGCCAAAGACCAGAGCAGAGUUCUUACAAUACUCACAGCAGAUCACACUGGAUCCAGACUCUGUACACAGGUUUAUGUUGUUGUCUGACAGCAACAGAAAAGUAACUUUUACAUCAGAAAAACAGCCUUAUCCUGAUCAUCCAGACAGAUUCACUGAAGAUCUUCAGGUUCUGAGCAGAGAGAGUCUGACUGGACGUCAUUACUUUGAGGUGGAGUGGAGAGGAGAAGGAGUUGUUGUAGCAGUCUCAUACAAGAACAUCAGCAGAGCAGGAAGGAGAAAUGAAUGUGUAUUUGGAUCAAAUGAGAAAUCCUGGGCUCUCCUGUAUGAUAAAAAUUUGUCUUUUCGGAACAAAAAUGUUUCUUCUUCAGUCACUUCUCAGUCCUCCAGAGUGGGAGUGUACCUGGAUCACAGAGCAGGUGUUCUGUCUUUCUACAUCGUCUCUGACAAAAUGACUUACGCCCACGGCGUCGAGACCACCUUCACUCAGCCGCUACACGCUGGGAUUGGAUUUUGCUUUGCGAAUGAAGGAAACUCUGCAGAGUCCCUGAAACCUCAGUAG
Molecule: messenger RNA, 1539 nt
Organism: Salarias fasciatus (jewelled blenny)
Lineage: Eukaryota; Metazoa; Chordata; Actinopteri; Blenniiformes; Blenniidae
Product: tripartite motif-containing protein 16-like
Exons: 2
Coding region: 64-1539 (491 amino acids)
Molecular function (GO): zinc ion binding; protein binding
Source: RefSeq, a predicted model, not a curated record